CAAGAAUCCCUCCAAUUGUAGGCUUACUUGGCGGUUCUCCAGUCCCAGCUUGUACUUGGCCAGUCUCGUCGCAAAUUGAGCGGUUAACCCGGCUGCGUGAUAAUGUAGCUGACUGUGUUUUUUUAAUCGAAGGAUGCGCGCCGCGCACCAAUUACAUGCACGGUGUUGGUGGCGUCUAACAGCCGUCUGACCGUCCAAGGGGUCGCUGAGAUGACUAGUGCUGACUUGUCGAACGGCAAUGGAAAUGACUUAUAUAUAUUAGCAGAAGGAUGAUGCCCUCUUUCACACCCACGUCUAGAAACAUCCAGAGUCAACCAAGAUGGCUGUGAUUCCGCUUGUCGAGCAGGUGUUGGGCCUGCCACUCGUGCUCCUCGUGCCACUCACCUUCGCGAGCUCCAUCCUCGUCGUCGUUCUGCUGCACCGCCUCACAGCUGUUCCUUACCCUCCCACCAUCCCACUCAUUCGCGAGCCCCCCGGCGCCCGUCGUUUCAGCCUGCGGACGCGUCUCGCGUACUACAUUGACUGCGAGUCACUGUUCGUCGAGGCAUAUGAACAGUACCUCAAGCAUGGGCAGCCUGUGGUGAUACCCGGUGUCGGGGUGAGGAAGGAGAUCAUCGUGCCUCCGUCGCGCCUGCGAUGGCUCCUGUCGCAGCCGGAGAACCAAUUCAGUAAUACGCAUGGCUUCGCAGAGAUGGAUCAGGCAACCUACAGCCUUGGAGAUGAGAAGCCCAUCCUUGACCCUUGGCAGGGUCUGCUCGUCAAGACGGAUAUCAACCGGAUGAUUGAGACAAUCUGUGCGGCAUUGGACAAUGAGCUCGGCGUGGCCUUUGAUGCCCAUUUUGGCAUGGAUGAGCACAACUGGAAGGAGAUUGACCUCCGACUCGUCAUCGCCCGGGCCAUUGCGCAGGCCAACAGUCGGUUCACUGUGGGCUUGCCCCUGUGUCGCAACCCAGAUUACUUGAAGACUCUGCUCCAGCAGAACGACCUUCUCAUCACCGUGGCGGGCGCCCUUUGCGGGAUGCCCGCGCCUCUGCGACCGAUCGUGGGCACAUUGGCCUCGAUCCCGAACAGAGUCUUGACACGACGCGUCAGCGGCUGGCUGAUCCCACUAUGGAAAGAUCGUGUGGCAACGGCGCGCAAGGAGGCCGAGACUGGCGUCACGCAGACCUCGCAGGAAGAAGACCAUGUGCUCAUGAUGGCUCGCUAUGCCCUCAAGGAACGACCCGAGGAGGUCGACGACGUCAAACUGAUUGUGCGCCGCAUCACGGCCCUCAACUUUGGCGCCGUGCACAACACUUCCAUGCAAGUCACAAACCUCCUCCUCAACGUUCUCGGCUCGGACCCCAAGCACAACACAAUCGCCAGGCUCAUCAACGAGUCAGAGCAAAUCCUCGCCACGGCAGACUCGUUUGACGAAGCAGGCCGGCCGCGCUGGACCAAGACCCUGGUCAGCAAGAUGAAGCUCGCCGAUUCCGUGUCACGGGAGACUCUCCGUCUGAACCCGUUUGGCUACCGCGCCAUGUUUCGCAAGGUCAUGGUGGACGGGUUGAAAACGGAGGAUGGGCAUGAGCUCCCCAAGGGCAACGUGCUCUCGUACCUCGGCUUCUCGCGACAGUUGUGCGGUGAGGGCUACGGCGCCGACCCCAGGACCUACGACCCCUUCCGCUUCUCGCGCAUGCGCGACGAGGCCGCCCCCGUCGAACAGGGCUCGGGUGAAGAGAAGAAGACGCCUGUGCAGACCUUUGUGACCACCAGUCCCGACUUUGUCCCCUUUGGGCACGGCAAGCAUGCCUGUCCCGGGCGGUUCCUGAUCGACUUUGAACUGAAGAUGAUUCUGUCGUACGUCUUGCGGCACUACCAUCUUAAAUUCCCGGACAGCUAUGAAGGCAAGCGACCGGAGAACCAGUGGCUGGCAGAGGCGACAGUGCCCCCUCUGAAUGUCAAGAUCUGUGUGAAGAGGAAGUCGCAGGAGAAGAGGCAGUAGACGCGCUUGGAUGGCUUGUGGACGCCAUGUAUUCGAUGAUAGACUGACUGUACCUCGUUCAGCAACACCGACGUUUAAUCCCUGCAGUACGUACCCAAUCGACUUCAUGCAAUUGCUACUUACCUACUAAAAGUUCCUUCCUACGAGUGACAAAGGGAGACGUUUGUGUUCAAGGGCUGCCAUCU
Molecule: messenger RNA, 2169 nt
Organism: Emericellopsis atlantica
Lineage: Eukaryota; Fungi; Ascomycota; Sordariomycetes; Hypocreales; Bionectriaceae
Product: cytochrome P450
Exons: 1
Coding region: 320-1984 (554 amino acids)
Molecular function (GO): heme binding; monooxygenase activity; iron ion binding
Source: RefSeq, a predicted model, not a curated record